Lytechinus pictus (painted urchin) is the source of this 5672-nucleotide messenger RNA. RefSeq lists its product as uncharacterized. Gene Ontology annotation, cellular component: Golgi apparatus. NCBI's taxonomy places the organism in Eukaryota, Metazoa, Echinodermata, Echinoidea, Temnopleuroida, Toxopneustidae. The record is from RefSeq and is a predicted model, not a curated record. Bases 219 to 2447 code for a protein of 742 amino acids. The transcript is spliced from 8 exons. Gene Ontology annotation, molecular function: protein binding.
GAUAACUUUAUAUGAUAGGAUGGGAAACCUUACACCUGCCACAGGGUGUGCAUGUACAGUGUAGCUUCUGAAUUUAAUUGGAAUUACCAACUGCAAAAGGAAUUAUGGUUGGAAAGCUCUCUGCAUUCAUUCAUCCUGAACCAUGGCGAUAUGAAGGGCAACUUGGGACAUUGAGCACAGGAUGGAAAAAUCAAAAUUUGUGAGUGAUAGGUGAUAGAAUGAACGAGGAUGUAAGAAUAACUGACUUGCCAGCACUGACUCACACCAAGCUACACAUAGGACACAGCUUCGUUUGGACACAUAUCUUUCCUGAAAGCACGCAGGUCCCUAGGACUCGGAGUAAGCAUGCGACGUGCCACCACAAUGGCUCUAUCUACCUGUACGGUGGAGUGUGCGGGAACGUAUCCCUCAAGGACAUGUGGAGGUUUGAACCCAGUACGAGCCUCUGGACCAAGCUAGAGUGCUGCGGGGAUACCCCUCCCCUACUCCAGGACCAUACCAUGGUGGGCUACAAGGAGUCCAUCUUCAUCUUCGGUGGACUGUGUGGUUUCGACAACCCGGGAGAAACAUCUCUCUGGAUCCUCGACCUCGCCAUGUUCACCUGGCAGAAGCAGGUCAUCACCUCGGAGGUCACGACCCCUACCAGUCGCAGGGGUCAUUCGGUGGUAUGUCACAACGGUGGAAUGCACCUGUUUGGAGGCCAUCUGGACCUCAAAGGAUCCUGUAAUGAAAUGUGGACUUUGGAUUUUGAAUCUCUAUAUUGGCAUACCACGGUCUACAGUUCGCAGGAUUCCUGUCCCCCUCCGAGACACGGCCACUCCGCAGUCAUCCACGAUAACUCCAUGUUUAUCUACGGCGGCAGCAAGAAUCUCCAGCCGCUCCAAGACAUGUGGAAAUGGGACUUUGGAAGUGGUCAUUGGUCCAAGGUACGGUACUGGCAAGGUCCACCGGCACUUCACGGUCACUCGGCCCUCUGCCUUGGAGACUCUAUGCUUAUCUAUGGAGGGGAAGACAAGGACGGAGUGCUCAGGAGUGACCUGUGGAUAUUCAGCUUCAGUUCUGAGAGUUGGACAAAGGUGCCCUACAAGGGUAGCAUCGUGCCUUCACCAACCAUGCACCAAACCUUAGAGAUGGACAUCCCACAGUCGAACUCCCUCUUUCCACCCCAAGAUGAGCGCUCCCUCUCCGCCCCUUUCCUCCAGCGACCCAGUAUGUCGUCGCUCCACGUCAGACCCCACCCAAGACCGCAUUCAUCUCCUGCUUACUCCAAGGGUAGCGUGAAAGAGAGGGCCUUCAGGAACAAGGUGCACCCCAACAAUGGACACGUUGCAUCCAGCGAUGUGGGUUGCUCUAGGGAUACUGUUUCUGCGACGAGCAGCAAUGCAGAUGACGGUGUUCGUGGUGAUGACGGUAGUCCAGAGGAUGGUGUGGAUGAGGAGGAAGAUAUCUACAGCUCAAGGAUUUUCAUACCUGUCGAUGAGCUCACCAGCUCUAGCAGGGAGAACCUGCUGGAGGAUGUAGCAAGUCAGAGAUCCGAUAUGGGCACAAGGACGUUCAGGAAAAGAAGAGUGAGACCAGUUGGGACAGAUGCUCUGGCUGCCCUGGAUGGAGAAGGGAAUCUUGAGGCAAUCUCUGGAGAUGUCCUGCUGACAGACCUUGAUCUGGUGAAUCACAAUAAGAUCAUAGUCUCUCCUGGUACUGUUCCCAGCAUACCUAGAGUCAGCAUAGAGGACUAUGACAAACCUGAAAAUCCUAAAACAUUGAUUAACAGGUCGCAUGGGUUUGGGAAUGGGAUAUCCGUCGGGAAUACUCGGUGCAAUAAUCUGGAGAAGUUCAAUAAGAGGCCGCAAGUUAUCCAGGUGCUGCCAAAGUCCAAAUCGGAUGAAAUCCCUUUGUUGAGCUGUUCCAUCGAUGACAUGAACUUGAAAAACAAGUGGCAGUCGUGUGAGCAGUUUGCUUUUGUCAAUGAUGGUUUCACUUGUGGUGAUGACGUAUCGAAGCCUCGUCUGCGAUCAAACAGUUUAACGGAGCAGAAAUUGGUCAUCGAGAGCAUGCUUGGUGAGCGCCAUCUUUCUCUCAAUGAUUUGCCGAACAUGGCCUCACUGAUCAUGCGGCAACAUGACAGAACUUCUACCAACCGAACUCAACGGUAUCAUAAAGAACCUACCAAGCCGAGCGGAAAACGUCCUGUGCUGAAGAAACGUUCUCAAACCGACCAUUCCCUCUAUGCCAAAACUAUACAACAGAGCAAUGAACAAUUCAGUGCGGAUGGUUCCAGUAGUAAAGGGCGCCAUCAUGUUCCGGUACCUGUACAUCUCUAUGUGUUUGGUGGUCAGGAACCUAACGUGAGCAGUGUCCACAAGUACCAGACCAGGUUGCCUGUCUUUAGAUGCACCAUUGUACCAGGAAAGCUGUCACCCAGUGAGAUCCAGGCUCUUCUUCACUGACAGUGACUACAUGACCUUGGACCUCCUAAAUUGAUAUUGGUAGCAAUGAUGGUGUAUGAGGGAUGAUUGAGCCAUUGGAAGCUUGCGUUGUCAAGGGGUCAAUUUCGUGGAGCAGCGGCACUUCUACCCUUUAACAGGGUUUACAUAAAGGCGUGUCAUUUAUAUGAGAAAAUGAAUGUCCAUUUACAAAGCGAUUUGAAUUUUAUUCUGUUUCUUUGAUGGGAACAUAUUUGGAGAGGGCCAGGUAUCCACAACUUAAGACUUGAAGAAGACCAUAACAUGGGAUACCUUUCCCCUGCUUGUGGUGAUCAUAAUCAGCCAAAUAUUCUGAGACAGGCAAAAUUUCUAAAAAGCUGCAGGCAAGUGAGCAAAUUUUGUAAACUCAGUGGAAAAAAUCUGAUUUUUUAAUGGAAUUUGACAAAAUGCUUCUAAUUUGAUAUCGUAUUUCCUCCCUUUGACGUUUUCCUUUUCCCCUUUUUUUCUUGGUCGUGAAAAUUUUUCAGACUCCCACCCCCUGUCUUUAUACCAGUACCAGUGCCUACUAGUAUACAAUACACUACAAGACUUGGAAUCCAGAUUGCUUGCAUUGGUCGUGAUUAGUUCAGAUUGACUCAAGCUGUUUAAUAGUGUGCUUGAAAUCUGGAUAUGAAUAGUACAGUGUUGGUAAACAUGUCUAUUGAAGUUUCAAGAAUUGACCUUUUACAGUGAAAGUGGGUGAAAAUUUUUGUUUGUAGUUAUUGCAUAAAAAGGUCAGGCAACUUAAAAAGAAGGACAUUUCCGAGUGGUCAAUCACCAACUUGCAACAUGCCUUGAAGGUGAGCAUUACCAUUUCGCAUUUGAUUACAACUCGCUUCGUUAGUGUGCUUAGUUCCAGAGAGUAUCAUGAGGAAAAACCUUCAUCUAUCACUUAAUGGAUCACACAGAGCAAUACCUGGAAAAAGUUCUUUUUGUAAAGCUCUCUGUAUACCACAUGAUAUAUAGAAUGAUGAUUGGUUUUACCAAACCACUAUAGAAGCAAUGGUAUGCUGACUUGCGUGUUCAAGAAAAGAUUUCAAUGUACCGAUGGCUUUUGAAUCCUCUCCAAGGGACCAUUCAGUGAAGAGCAAUGUUUUCACAGCUGGAUCUGACCCUGGGUCAUGGGAUGACGGGAGGAGUUAUUUUGAUAGCGAGAUGGUUGAUUUACAAGUGACAUGAUUUCUUUUUUCAAUAAGAGAAGUAUUAGAAUAUAUAUACGUAUGCAGAUUUACGUCUCAGCCCCGUAAUUUUCUUUCUCUUCCUUUUUUUCCCUAUAUUAGAUUUGUGUGUUCCCUUAAGGGGGUACUUUUUUUUUAUAAGGGUGGCAGUUACACCCCCCCUGGAAGAUUUCAAGAUCACUAUCUUACUACUAGACGGUCAUACCUCAUUUCCCAUUCCAGCGAUCUGAUUUGUAUUGAAAUUAGAGUUGCAGUUGUUGUGUGAGUGCCACAGAGGUAUUAGCUGAGUGCCUUUCAACUAUUGAGCUGAUGAUAUCAUUGCCUUGCUGGCAGAAGGGCAGUAGUUGUGUUGCAUGGCUAUUUUCAGUUCCUGUGCAGCUGGCAUAAGGUCGUUAGCUCCAGUGCACGCUUUUCAAAAUGUUCAGUGCGUAAGAGAGUUGACCCUUCCUCCCUUUCCAACAAGAGUGGGACUUGACGUACAUGUUAAUAGACCAGUUCGUAGUUACUUCAUGGACAAUUUUGGUCAAAUGACCUUUCAUUUCUUUCAUUAUGAUAGGCAGAUUUCAAAGCAAGAUAUUACGUAAGCUUGCCUUACAUAGCAGGAUGAAGAAAUUGAAUAGAUCAGGUGACUACAAUAGCACACCAACAACACUUUAUGAAGGUAUUUGUUGCAUUCCUACUUUGAAUGCAUAUCGUAGCAUGUUGCACAAUGUACUUGGUAAACUGUGGAAUACCAGUCGUUCGUGGACGCAUUGUUGUUUCAUGUGGAUGGAAAUGAAAACCACAAUUUAAUAGAAUAUAUGAAUAAUCAAGACAUCAAAGUUGGUGCUUAUCUCAUUAGAUUUUAAACCACCAUGUCACUUUAGUACAAAUGACCUUCCUCUGAUCAUGCGUAGAAUCUUUUGAUCAUGCGCAGAAAGGAACUACGAACUGGCUUAUUGUAACGUCUUUCUGCCAGCCAAGUGAUGGUGUGCUCUUUUAAUAAUUUUUCAUAAAGAAUGGGUUCUCAAUAUAUAUAUAUGUACAUGUGUACACUGCUACUUGAUGUGAAAUGAAUAGAAGUAAAGAUCAAUGAUCCAUUGGUCAAGGUUGUCUAUCUGAUGCCACAUUUUUGAUAAAUCAUUAGUGUUCAACUUCUUCUAGCAAAUAUUGUAUGUGUGUGAUGAAGAGAGUAGGAUAUUUGGAUGUAGUGUGUGUCAUCAUGAAAACUGAUGUGUGAUGCGUACAUUGUACACAAAGAAAGUACGUUUGAAGAUAGAGUGUCACAAAAACUCUGGACAGGGCUACAUGCAGGUUUGGUAAAGAAUUGAAAAUGGCAUGUACUUGAUGUUGACCAAUACUGUCAUAUAUUCCUGGGAAUUCAGAUGUCAGUCUUCAGGCUCUGUAAAUGUAUAUUCCUGGGAAUUGAGAUGUCAGUCUUCAGACUCUGUAAAUGUAUAAUUUCAGGCUUUAUAUUGUACAGCACAUAUAUAUGGCUGUAAUAUGUUCUGGCUUCUUUUCAAGCCCAGCGAAUAUCAUCCCUGGUGAAUGCUUGGAGUCAUCUUAAAUGUGUGCUAUUGCAACAGUUUUUCUGUUGGAUAUUUUAAACCGUCAUUUCAUUCUUUCCCACCCUCAUUCGCUGUUUGUAUCAGUGAAUCAAUUGUUGCAUUCUUUUUUUUUUUUCUUGUUGAAAUCACCUUGACUUCAGGAAGAUCAACUCAUCGAAUGGUAUUUAGAUGUGCUUUAUGCAAAUGAUAUUGUAUGUAUAUAUUUGAAAUUCUAUCACAAUCUGUGCAUUAUAUUGAUUGUACAUGUGCAUUGUAAUUAGUAUAGAAAUAAGUCACAUGAUAUCAUUGAAGGCAUUAGUAAGAAUUACAUGUACAAGGAUCAGAUGCUUUUCAAACAGUUCUAACAUACCGUACCUAAGACUUAAGCCAGGCACACACUAUGCGAUUCAUUGCGAUCCAAAUUUCAAAGAAAUAGCAAUAACAUUUGAUCUAAACAUUCCAACCAAUAAAGUCUUAGCGAUCAGAAUUGUGAUAGGACUACUGAU